Molecule: messenger RNA, 1069 nt
Organism: Solea senegalensis (Senegalese sole)
Lineage: Eukaryota; Metazoa; Chordata; Actinopteri; Pleuronectiformes; Soleidae
Gene: med7
Product: mediator complex subunit 7
Exons: 2
Coding region: 134-883 (249 amino acids)
Biological process (GO): regulation of transcription by RNA polymerase II
Cellular component (GO): mediator complex
Molecular function (GO): transcription coregulator activity
Source: RefSeq, a predicted model, not a curated record
GCGGACGUUCGUCAGUAGUAAAUGGCAGGAGCGCCGUUUGCUGUGAGCUAACGGUCCCAAUAUUUACUUCUGUCACAUUUCUCUUCUAAUUUCGAUUCUUUACAAUCGGACAGUCGUUUAAAAGGUCUACAUCAUGGGUGAACCUCAGCAGGUUAGUGCCCUGCCCCCUCCACCUAUGCAGUACAUCAAAGAGUACACAGAUGAAAACAUCCGCAAGGGUUUGGCUCCAAAGCCACCACCUCCAAUCAGAGACAGCUACAUGAUGUUUGGCAACCAGUUUCAGUGUGAUGACAUAAUCAUUCGGCCUCUGGAGAGUCAAGGCAUUGAGAGGCUCCACCCUGUGCAGUUUGAUCACAAACGGGAGCUUAAGAAGCUCAACAUGUCCAUUCUGGUAAACUUUCUGGACCUGCUGGACAUCCUCAUCAAGAGCCCCGGGAGUAUAAAGCGUGAAGAAAAGCUAGAGGACUUAAAGCUUCUGUUUGUGCACUUGCACCACUUGAUAAAUGAGUACAGGCCACAUCAAGCCAGGGAGACCCUGAGGGUGAUGAUGGAGGUGCAGAAGAGACAGAGGCUAGAGACGGCAGAGAGGUUCCAGAAACAUCUGGAGAGGGUGGUGGAGAUGAUUCAAGGGUGCCUUGCCUCUUUACCUGAUGACUUACCACAGAUAGAGGGCUCAGACACGACAAGGAGUUUAUCUGCUGUUGGUAUUGGUUGUUCUUCUGGUCAAGCCCCCAGGCUGAAAAGUGAACCUAUGGAUGUGGAGGAGGCAGGUGCCAGCUGUAUGGCAGCAGGUCAACAGGACAAGAGUACCCCUACUAAAAAGAGAGACAAAAUAUGGGACAAGGAUGCUGCUAUGUGUCGUAUUAUAGAUGAAAUUGCUUGAGUUGUGUUUCUUUUUGUACAUUUAAACUGUGUUUGUUCUUUUUUUGCAAGUUGUAAGUAUGCAUACAUUUUCUUGUGUGUGGGCCUGAAAUCCUGAUUGAUGUCAUGGACAUUCAAAGAAUUUAAUUAUUAUACAGGUCAACUGGGGUGCCACCUCUGUUUUUUGUAAUAAAACCCAUUAAAACAA